CAGAUGAAAGCAGAGCAGGUGGCUCCAUUAAUAUUGCAUCAGAUGCAGCCUUUGUUUUUCCAUGGCAUGGAUUAUCUGUCGGUGCCAGAUCCCGUCUGUGGGACUCAGUUGUUAGCUCUGGUGUAAGAUGUGCUGGAGAUUUAUAGCGCACUGUUUACGUAGUUAAUGAGUGCCAAGGUGCAUCGGGAAAAGUUGUAGUUUUCGCCAGGACUUUGUUGCCGAUUUUCCGCGGGCAGUUUUUAGCGGAGUCGAAGUUACUUAGCGCGUGCAGCCGUAUUAAACUAGUUUAGAUUUUAAUUAACGGAUUUAAUUUUUUGCAGAUAUGCAGUGUAGUUAAAAGUGUAGUUGUUUUAUGACGUCAAAUACAUGACGCUUUUGGACGUGACGUCACCUGCUAUGACAUCAGCACCGCCUUCGUUAAAAUCAAAUAUUCUUCAACAUUACGACGUGAACAAAACCUCUUGUGACGUAAUGCCUGCCUGUGUUACGUCAUUUAACAUUAACAAUGAAGCUUACAAAUCCGAAUUCAGAAACGGGACGCCCGAUUCGAGCCCUGAUCUUGACUUUCGAUUCAACCCAAAGUUUUCGUUUCGAAAAUCGAACGGUGAACAACCUAUGUUACGUCAUCAUGACGUCAAAACCGAUACGUCAUCAUCGGAAACAUCGAACAGGAACAACAGCAACAAUCAGGUCGACAUUGAAUCUUUGGAUGAGAUGUCAAGGAAUGGUAGCGAUUCAGGGGGCUCUCCGCCAGCAACCGUGGGAAAAAGAAGCCAACCUCCGAAAAAACGAAAACUCUUCCGGGAAGCUGAAGCCGAUGUGACAUCCGAUGGCUCAGCAGCAGAUACAAGCCCUUCUGCAUUCAAGCCACGCCCCCCACGAGCAGCAAAUUCAAGCGAAAUAUUGCGUCAGAUGUACGCCGCUUUCGGUUCACCAGGUGGCGUGGCAGAGCACCUGACACGCUUCCACAAGAAUUUGGAUGAAUCUGUAACAAAUGGGAGAUCCCCCGCAACCGAUACUCAGCAACAUAGACAUCGUAUUCAAACCGAAUCAAGCAAAAGAUCUUCAGAUGAAAAUAGAGAAAUUAAAUCACAAAGUUCAAACCCACAACCCCCGAGCAUAAGUUAUGCCCACAAGAAAAGAAGGAUUGCUCACGAACCAAAUCACGGAUCAAGUUUUCAUAUUCAUGACACAUCACGUCAUGAAAAACGUGAUGUUCCAAACGAAUCACGAGGGUUCCGAGCUUACUCGCGAAAAGACCAUUAUGGUGACUCACGAUCUUCACGUGAUGACGAUGAACCAAACGAAAUACUGCAAAACAAUCACAAAAACUCACCAUCACGAAAACGUCAUAUUUCACAAGAAAUGAAGAUCACGAAAAGGCCGCGGGGAAACUCCCCUGGAUCCCCUGAACCCCAGGUCACCAACCCAUUCAUGGAUUACUACAGAACCAACCCAUAUUCGACCCCAUAUAACCCACUUAUGUUUCACCCAUCUUUAGCAGCUUUUGGGUUACCAAGUAUCCCCUUUGUGCCCCAAUUACCCCACCCAGGAGCCGUAGGAUCAGCUCCUAACCCCCUAUUAUAUAGCGGAAACCCCUACCUCCCCAACCCUUUACUUCUACGUGAGAUGUUGACCCAGCAGAGUGGCGUGGCGUCUGCACUCCAUGGCGGCUUGUCAGUGCCACCCAUGCCACAGAUGUCACUUGAGCAACUUCAAGCCCUUCAAAGCAUGCCAUUCUUAACUCAUGGUAUGCUAGGCGGCGGGCUAUACCCCCCUAAUCUAUCCCAAACCCUUAACAACUCUUACCUACUGGGCGCUAAAGAUCCAAAGACUAGACAUCAGCGGCUUACUGAACCCCACCGAACCCCCGAUAGUUACCCUCAAUCACCAACAAACAGACUUUCCACUUCCCAAUAUCCGAAGAUUCAAAAACCAAGAGCAGCCAUUCCAUCCACUUCCAUUCACUCCCCAUCUAUUACCGAUCCACGAAAACUGUCAACCGAAGAAUCAACGGUUCAAAUCCCAGUGUUGGGAGACAAGCAUUACAAGAAAUCACCGAAAGACAAACGAGACAAACAGCUUUGCAAAACAAGCAAACUAACUUCCAACAAACAGGCAAAACCUGACACUCAUAAAGUUGAACGACGAAACUCAGAAAAAUCGAAACCUAAACCAAUUCAAGAACGCGUAACCACUAAUAUUCCACCCGCCCUGCCAACACCAUCCGAUAAUGAAACUGUGAAUCCGGUCCCCGUGUCGAGACCAAGAAGUCCGCUCGCAAUCCCCGGGCUUCCGAUGCAUGGAAAGCCCGCCAGUUACAAGAAUCUCACCCGAGAGCGACGUUUGGUCGCCAACGCUCGCGAACGAACACGAGUUCACACCAUUAGUUCCGCCUUCGAUGAGCUUCGAACCCAGAUACCAAGUUACUCAUGCAACCAAAAGUUAUCCAAACUUGCAAUCUUAAGAAUCGCUUGUUCUUAUAUCCGAACGUUGUCAGUAUUGUCUGGUCGUGACGAAACCACCACCUUUGAUCAGGGUGUGGACCAAUGCACACGUGUGUUGCAGGCUGAAAGUCGCGCUCGAAGUCGAAGGAAAACCAACAAAGCUCAGAUUGAGUGGGAGAUGACAAACUAUGAACGUCAUAAUCGACAAACGUCAAUCGAUGGUGACGUCACAACAAAACGUCAUAAAGAAUCCACUGAGGUGUCACGUGAUUCGUGCCCUAAGACAAAAGAACCAAUCAGCGACCGCCAACACGUCGAAACCUGUAGUUCAAAAUCUACUGUUGCUAUGGACGAUGAUGACGUCGAACAUAUUGACGUCACUGAUGUUGAUGACGUAGUUGCCCCGAAUGACGUAUUUGAUGACGUUACGAAUAAACCUUCUCGCUGUGACGUAGACGCGUUACAAGAUAAUGUAUUUGAUCCCAAGGAGAAAAAAUCGGAGUGUAACGUGUCGUCCAAUGAAUGACGUCACAUUUCUACGUGACCUAACGCAGUGAACUUUCCGUCCAAUUCUGCUUCCUAUUCCAAUCAACCAUGCAAUUAUUACGUCAUCAAGUUCCUUUGUUACGACUUUGCAAUAUUUUCAAUAAAGCUGCUCCUGUUAAA
Molecule: messenger RNA, 3113 nt
Organism: Ciona intestinalis (vase tunicate)
Lineage: Eukaryota; Metazoa; Chordata; Ascidiacea; Phlebobranchia; Cionidae
Biological process (GO): anatomical structure morphogenesis; positive regulation of transcription by RNA polymerase II
Cellular component (GO): nucleus
Molecular function (GO): E-box binding; DNA-binding transcription factor activity; protein dimerization activity
Source: RefSeq, a predicted model, not a curated record